Molecule: messenger RNA, 2362 nt
Organism: Haemorhous mexicanus (house finch)
Lineage: Eukaryota; Metazoa; Chordata; Aves; Passeriformes; Fringillidae
Gene: IER3
Product: immediate early response 3
Exons: 3
Coding region: 1302-1781 (159 amino acids)
Biological process (GO): DNA damage response; negative regulation of apoptotic process
Cellular component (GO): nucleus
Source: RefSeq, a predicted model, not a curated record
CUGAGGGGGGUGGGGUGGGAUUCACAGGGUUCCAUAGGGGAUCUAUAGGUGACCCGUUGUGGGUUCCAUGGGGAAUUCAUUGGGGUCCCAUCGGUGAUUCCAUAGGGGAUCUAUAAGGGAUCCAUAGGGGAUCUAUAAGGGAUCCAUAGGGGCUCCCGGAGGGGAUCUAUAAGGGAUCCAUGGGGAAUCCAUUGGGGUCCCAUUGGUGAUUCCAUAGGGGAUCUGUGAGGGAUCCAUAGGGGAUCUAUAAGGGAUCCAUGGGGGUUUCCAUAGGGGAUCCCACUGGUCCAUCGGGGGUCCCAUAGAUGAUCUAUAGGGGAUCUACAAGGGAUGAUUGCGUAGGGGAUCUAUAAGGGAUCCAUGGGGAAUCCAUUGGGGUCCCAUUGGUGAUUCCAUAGGGGAUCUAUGAGGGAUCCAUGGGGAAUCCAUAGCUGAUCCAUAGGGGGUCCUACUGGUCCAUAGGGGGUCCCAUAGAUGAUCUAUAGGGGAUCUAUAAGGGAUGAUUGCAUAGGGGGAUCUAUAAGGGAUCCAUGGGGAAUCCAUUGGGGUCCCAUUGGUGAUUCCAUAGGGGAUCUAUAAGGGAUCCAUAGGGGUUUCCAUAGGGGAUCCCACUGGUCCAUAGGGGUCCCAUUGAUGAUCUAUAGGGGAUCUAUAAGGGAUCCAUGGGGAAGCCAUAGGGGAUCCAUAGGGGCUCCCAUAGGGGAUCCAUAGGGGAUCUAUGAGGGAUCCAUAGGGGCUCUAUAGGGGCUCCAGAGGCCCUGUCCCCCAGCGGGGGGCGCUGUCCCGUGCGCUGCCCCCGGGGCCGAGGCCACAGCAAGGCCGGGGUCACCUACGGCCGGGGCCGUAUGGAUCCCAUAGGGGACCCUGUCCUGUAGGGGACCCUGCAGGGGAUCCGCCACGGCCCCGGCACACGCCGGCCCCUACACACCCUAUAGAUCCUAUAGGGGAUCCUGGAUCUGGAACAUCCCAAACUCCCCUAAUAGGAAAUCCCCCUAUGGAAAAACUCGAGUCUUCUAUAGGGGAUCCCUAAAUUCCCCUAUAGAAAAUCCCAAAUUCCCCUAUAGAAAAUCAAAAAUCCCCUAUGGAAAAUCAAAAUCCCCCUAUGGAAAAACUCGAGUCUUCUAUAGGGGAUCCCUAAAUUCCCCUAUAGAAAAUCCUGAAUUCCCCUAUGGAAAACCCCAAAUCCCCCUAUGGAAAAUCAAAAAUCCCCCUAUGGAAAAUCUGAAAUUCCUCUAUAGAAAAAUCCCAAAUUCCCCUAUGGGAAUUCUCAAAUCCCCUAUAGAAAAAUCCCAAAUUCCCCUAUGGAAAACCCCAAAUCCCCUAUGGAAAACCCCAAAUCCCCUAUGGAAAAUUCCCCUGUAGAAAACUCCGAAUCCCCUCUGGAAAAUCCUGAAUUCCCCUAUGGAAAACCCCAAAUCCCCUAUAGAAAUUCCCCUAUAGAAAACCCCAAAUGCCUCCGGAGGAAGGCCCGGAUCCGAGCCCAGGUGCGUCGCCCCCUCCCCUCGGAAGAACCCAGCGCCGCCAAGCGCCUCCUGCUGCUCCUCUUGGCCGUGGUGGGCACCCAGAUCUACAACGCGCCCGGCGACGUCUCCGAUGUCACCUCGGGGGGGACAAGGCCACCCCCAAUUCCAGAGGGACCCCAAAUUCCCGCCGGGAGCGCCAACGGGACGACGGCGGUGGCACCCACGGGUGGCUCCUGCCCCUCGUGGUCGGUGUCACCUCCUUGGUCACCUCCUUUGUCACCGCUGUUGUCGCCCCCUGGUGGCGCCAGGACGCGCUGAGGGACCCCCCCUCAACCUUGGGGGCGGCACCCGGGACUGCCAUGCCCUCCUGGAUUAAUUAACGAGGUUGUUAAUUAAUUAAGAAGAGCUCCACGUGUUGGAAGGAACCAAUCGAUGUUGGACGAUCCCAGUUUGGAACUGGGAGGACUGGAAAGGGGCGGAGUCAUGGAUGGAGUGGGGGGUUUCCCAUUCCCUCAUUAAUUAGCUGGUUAAUUAGCCCCUAAUUAAUGACCAGCUCAUUAAUUAGCUCACAAUGAAGGUGGGAACAAGCCCCAGGUUGGAAUUUUGAGGUUGCUCAAUCCCAGUUUGGAACUGGGAGCACUGGAAAGGGGCGUGGUCAGGAUGGCCUCGUUAACAAGGUGUUAAUUAACGAGGUCACCUCUACCUCAGCUUCAGCGCCUGUGGCUGCUGAAUUUAUUCAUUAUUAAUUAUUUAUAUUAUUUAUUAAUAUUUAUUUGUCAUUAUUUAUUUGCUACUAUUUAUUAAUUAUUUAUUGAUUAAUUACCUCUGGAUUAUUUAUUGUAAUUCCAUUUUGGGAUGUAUUUAAUAUUUUAAUUAAUUAAACUCAUCAAUUGAAUUAA